GAGAGUGGUAGAGGGGGAGACAGGAAGGAAAACGUAGAAGGAGAGAGAGAAGGAGGGAGGGGACGAAUGACAGACAGGCAGGAGAGACAGAGAGGAGGAGAGAAAGAGAGGGGGCAAGUGACAGACAGGCAGAGAAAGUGAGUGAGCGAGCAACACAGCCCGUAUGUAAAGUGCAGCUCGUGCUUUGGCAGCCGCUCGUGCAGAAACGAUGGAUCCGUAAAGUCGCGUGAUUGGUUACUGGAAUUACUGUACUGGAAGCUUUAGGAGCUUUAACUGGGACUGGUUACUGGAGCUGCUUUACCUGGAGUAUUUACUGGGGCUGACAAUGAAGAGCCUCGCUAAUCUCCUGCUGUGUUCCCUCAUGAUGAUCCCACAUGUGUCCUCCCACACCAAGAUCUUUGAAGAGGAACAGGUAAGGAUGACAUCAGAGGGGUCAGAUUGCCGCUGCAAGUGUGUGAUGCGCCCGUUACCCCGGGAUGCAUGUGCUCGACUGCGCAGUGGAGCAGCGAGGGUGGAGGACUUCUACACUGUGGAGACGGUCAGCUCAGGGGCGGACUGUAAGUGCUCCUGUACGGCUCCACCUUCAUCACUCAACCCCUGCGAGAAUGAGUGGAAGAGGGAGAAGCUGAAGAAACAAGCUCCAGAACUGCUCAAGCUGCAGUCCAUGGUUGAGCUGCUGGAAGGAACUCUGUUCAGUAUGGACCUCAUGAAGAUCCAUGCUUACAUCAACAAAGUGGUGUCUCAGAUGAACAACCUGGAGGAGGUAAUCAAGACCAACCUAACCCGGGAAAAUGAAUUUGUACGAGACACUAUGGCAGCUCUGACCAAUCAGCUGCAGCGAUAUGAGAAUCAGUCUAAUAUCAUGAUUAGCAUAAAGAAGGAACUGUCCAGUCUGGGCCAUCAGUUAAAGCAGAAGGAUUUCACCCUGAGCACCAAGGAGACUCUUGGUGGGAAAGAUUCCAGCAAACUCUCCACAAAGAAACCAGAGAAGGGGAAGCCAGCCUCCAAAGCUACUAAAGAGAAGCCGGUCAGGCCUAAAGAGGAGAUCUCUAAUGAAGCUCACACAGAGAGAACCGAUCCAGCCGGCAGAACCCGACCCAGCCAGCAGCAGCCUGGACACAUCCGCACCAUCACUUACUACAAAGCAGACAAGCAGGACCGCCCACAGAGCACAGAUCAAGAGGCGGAGCCUGAUGAGGUGGACACAAUGCUGGAGGUGGAGGAAGCUUCCGUACUGCCUGUUACCACAGCAGCAUACACCAAUGCUGCCACAUCCACAACCACAGCCAUGUCAUCCAUCUCCAGUUCCACCAUGUCCACAACGACAACCCAAAGCACAACAACAACCAGGCGACCUGCAGCUAGAGUGGAGCAUCCAGCUCCGACCAUCGUGCUCACUAUGGACAACACCAUCAACCUCACACACACCACUGCAGUUAAAGAGGUUUGGUGUGACAGUACGAUUGCAUCAGUGGAUGAACCUGUGAAACAGAACAGCUACGGGAGGAACGAGGGAGCCUGGAUGAAGGACCCCAAUGCCAAGGACUCCAAAAUCUACGUCACCAACUACUACUAUGGAAACAACCUGGUGGAAUUCAGAAACUUGGACAACUUCAAACAAGGUCGGUGGAGUAACCAGUACAAACUGCCCUACAACUGGAUUGGAACGGGCCAUGUUGUGUACAGGGGGGCGUUUUACUACAACCGUGCCUUCACCAAGAACAUUAUCAAGUAUGAGCUUCGGCAGCGCUACGUUGCAGCCUGGACACAACUUCACGAUGCCGUGUACGAGAACACCACGCCCUGGAAAUGGAGGGGACACUCGGACAUUGACUUCGCUGUGGAUGAGAGUGGGCUGUGGGUCAUCUAUCCUUCAGCAGAGUAUGACUACGCCCAAGCUGAGGUCAUUGUGGUAGCAAGACUGGAUCCUAACGACCUGUCGGUUCACAAGGACACAACAUGGCGGACGAGGCUGAUGCGGAACAGUUACGGAAAUUGCUUCAUUGCCUGCGGAGUGUUGUAUGCAGUAGAUGCGUAUGACCAAAGAGAAACCGAAAUAUCAUACGCAUACGACAUGCACACGAGCACCGAGCGCUCACCAGGGCUGCUGUUCAUUAAUGAAUAUUCCUUCACCACGCAGAUCGAUUACAACCCAAAAGAGAAGGUGCUCUAUGCUUGGGACAACGGACACCAGCUCACUUACAAUAUCACGUUCUUGGAACAUGACCAGAAGUGACUCCACCAGGUCAGUCAACAGGUCCACCUUCUUCCAAACCAUUAGCUGCUUUGGACUUCCAGUUUUUUAGGAAGUGUUUCAGUAAAUCAGUAAAAUCUCCAGGUUUAACAGGAUAUGAUUCAAUUCUUUUGAGCACUGAAAAAGGGCUCUUCAAAAGUUCAGUAUAAAACCAUGACAACUCAUAGAAUAUUUAGCAUGCUUGAAUGUUUUUUGCUUUGUUAAAUGGUUCUUAAAAUAGAAAAGUGGAAAAUCAUUCAUCAUCCAAAGAAUAGUUACAAAAGUAGUACCACCCAGAAGAAAGUAUCAGAAGAAAUAUAACCAAAAAGGUAACCAGACACAAUAAAUGAUAACAAAAUAUUGACUGAUAAAAUUUGGUCAUAUUUAAUAAGCUAUACCUAUAUAAGUAGUGUGUAACACGUGAAAUGCAUGGUAAUACAUGUAUAUUGCAACAAGCCAAAAGUCUUGUCAUUGUCUUGGAGUUGUAGAGGUUCCUAAUGGUGUACUACAGUCUGAAUAUUCUCACACACACACCGAAAAAAUGAUGCAUAAAAUUUACUUCAAAAAAGUUACGCAACUUUCUGCAUUUGCUUUUUUAAGUAAAUUUAAUUUCAGAUAAAUGUAAGUAAUUCCACUUGGUUUCAAGACUUAAAUGUUACAUAGAGUAAAUAGGUGAACUGAAUUCCAGUCAAUUCUUUCUUUUAGUAACCUUUACUUAGUUUAUUUUUGCUUAAUUAAUUCUUUAUUAUAGAAACCUUUACUUAAUUUCUGCGUACAAUAUUACCUAAUUACAAUUACUUAAUUUUUACAAUGUUACUCAAAUAGUUUAUGAUACAUAAUAUAUGAUAUUUUCAGAAAUUUUAAUAUUGUUAGUUAAAACACACAUUCAAAUAUUUACAUAACCUCAAAUAUUUAUUUUGUAAAAAGACCAAGUCUCACUGUCUCAACACAUGGCUGGCAUGUAAUACAUUCUUUUUAGUAUACUAAAAAGAAUGUAUUACAUGCAUCCAUGUGUUGAGACAGUGUAAUACGUGUGUUUUACCUAAAAAUAUUCAAAUUUCAGGAAUUAUAAUAUAUUAUGUAUCAUAAAUUAUUUGAGUAAUGUUAUAAUGUAUAAAUUAAGUCAUUGUAAUUGAGCCUUGAUAGCCUCUCCAAUAGCAUCCCACACAUUAUCACCUGCCAAUAUGGCUGGCCAUGGCAAAUUGUCUGUGUCUUGAGAUGGCAGCUGUAUGUGGAUGAGAAUUAUUCUGUUGGAAUAGCACGUUGGGGUGAGAGUUAAUUAAAGAUUGCAGAACCUCAUUAACGUAGCACUGGGCGUUCCUUUUGGGAGAUAGUGUAGAACUAUAAAAAAUAACACAAAGUGGCUGGAGACACUCAUUUUACUAAGUGAAACACAGACAGUUAAUAUGUGGACAGUAAACCUUAAUUAAAAGUCAAACAUCUCUAAAUCAACAACUCUACG
Astyanax mexicanus (Mexican tetra) is the source of this 3695-nucleotide messenger RNA. Its product is annotated as olfactomedin-like protein 2A. Bases 326 to 2236 code for a protein of 636 amino acids. NCBI's taxonomy places the organism in Eukaryota, Metazoa, Chordata, Actinopteri, Characiformes, Acestrorhamphidae. The record is from RefSeq and is a predicted model, not a curated record. Gene Ontology annotation, biological process: signal transduction. The transcript is spliced from 8 exons.